AUGCUGGACACGACGGACGACAUCGCGGAGGGGAUAUCGUUCCAGGCGUUCGAGGAUGACUGCCGCCUCCUCGCCACCCUCCUCCACGACGUCCUCCUCCGCGAGCUCGGCCCCCGCUUCAUCCACAUCCUCGAGCGCAACCGCAUCCUCGCGCAGAGCGCCGUCUCCAUGCGCGCGGCGGGGAUGGAGGACACGGCGGCCGUCGUCGAGCGCCAGCUGGAGGCCGACCUGGCCGCCAUGCCCCUCGAGGACGCGCUCUGCGUCGCCCGGGCCUUCUCGCACUACCUCAACCUCAUGGGCAUCGCGGAGACCCACCACAGGGUUCGUAAAGCACGAAACGUAGAAAAACUCUCAAAAUCAUGUGAUGAUAUAUUCGACAAGCUGAUUCAAAGUGGUGUCCCUCCGGAACAACUAUAUGACACUGUUUGCAAGCAGGAGGUUGAAAUUGUUCUGACAGCUCAUCCCACCCAAAUAAAUCGGCGAACUUUGCAAUACAAGCACCUUAGAGUAGCUCAUCUUUUGGAGUUCAAUGCACGCCCUGAUCUUAGCCAUGAGGAUAAAGAAAUGCUAAUUGAGGAUCUGGUAAGGGAAAUCACAGCAAUAUGGCAGACAGAUGAGUUGAGGCGCCAUAAACCUACACCAGUUGAUGAAGCAAGGGCUGGUCUUCAUAUCGUGGAGCAAUCCCUUUGGAAAGCGGUACCACACUAUCUUCGCCGUGUUAGCAGUGCUCUAAAGAAGCACACUGGAAGGACACUUCCGCUAACCUCCACACCAAUCAAGUUUGGUUCUUGGAUGGGUGGUGACCGGGACGGGAAUCCUAAUGUUACAGCAAAAGUGACUAGGGAUGUUUCGUUGUUGUCCCGGUGGAUGGCAAUUGACUUAUACAUCAGGGAAUUGGAGAAUCUCAGCUUUGAGCUGUCCGUCAAGAGAUGCAGUGACAAGGUUGCAAACUUGGCUAAUGAAAUUUUGCUCAAAGUGAACCCUACAGAGUCAGCAUCCGAGGACCUAAAGGCCAGCACCUGGAACCAAACAGUACCUCAAAACAACGCAAAACUACAUCAUAACUUGCCGCUACCUGCACAACUUCCUUCUGGUGCUGAUCUUCCUUCAUGUACAGAAUGCAGUGAUGGAGAAUCCCAAUUCAGGAUCAUAAAUCUUCCAAGGAACCGAAGUCGUCCAGGAGCUCUUAAUGUGCCAGAAAAAUUUGAAGACAGUCCAUUGUCAUCUCCUACUGGCCGUCAAUCACAAAUAGGUAGAACUGCAAGUGGCGGUCAACUGAGGAAGUUGUUCAAAGAAUCUCAUAUUGGUCGAUCAAGUAGCUUCCGGAAACUACUUGAGCCAAGCAUAUCAGACAAACCAGGAAUUACUCCUUACAGGGUUGUCCUUGGUAAUGUGAAAGAAAAGCUGGUGAAGACACGCAGAAGACUCGAACUUCUUCUUGAGGAUUUACCGUGUGACUAUGACACUGAAGAAUAUUGUGAAACAUCAGAUCAAGUUUUGGAGCCCUUGCUCUUGUGCUAUCAAUCACUGGAAUCAUGUGGAUCUAGCGUGCUUGCUGAUGGCCGGUUAGCAGAUUUGAUACGAAGGGUUGCAACCUUUGGUAUGGUGCUAAUGAAGCUCGAUGUGCGCCAGGAAUCUGGUCGACACACAGAAGCACUUGAUGCCGUCACAUCUUACUUAGAUCUUGGUGUUUAUAGUGAGUGGGAUGAAGAGAAGAAGUUGGAUUUCUUGACUAGAGAGCUGAAAGGGAAGCGUCCUCUUGUUCCUCCAAACAUAGAGGUUGCUGCUGAUGUGAAAGAAGUUCUGGACACCUUCAAAGUUGCUGCAGAAUUAGGAAGCGACUCACUUGGAGCAUAUGUGAUCUCAAUGGCCUCAAAUGCAAGUGAUGUCCUCGCUGUUGAGCUGUUGCAGAAGGAUGCAAGACUUACAGUUAGCGGGGACCUAGGAAGGCCAUGUCCUGGUGGAACGUUAAGGGUUGUUCCUUUGUUCGAGACCGUGAAAGAUUUGCGGGAAGCCGGCUCAGCAAUCAGGAAGCUGCUAUCCAUCGACUGGUACAGGGAGCACAUCAUCAAGAAUCACAACGGCCACCAGGAGGUCAUGGUGGGCUACUCAGACUCCGGCAAGGACGCCGGGCGCUUCACGGCCGCAUGGGAGCUCUACAAGGCUCAGGAAGACGUUGUUGCCGCGUGCAACGAGUUCGGGAUCAAGGUGACGCUCUUCCACGGCCGUGGCGGCAGCAUCGGCCGCGGCGGCGGUCCGACGUACCUGGCCAUCCAGUCGCAGCCGCCGGGCUCAGUAAUGGGCACACUCCGGUCGACGGAGCAAGGCGAGAUGGUGCAGGCCAAGUUCGGCCUGCCGCAGACCGCCGUCCGCCAGCUGGAGAUCUACACGACGGCGGUGCUGCUAGCGACGCUGCGGCCGCCGCAUCCGCCGCGCGACCCCAACUGGCGGCACCUGAUGGAGGAGAUCUCCCGCGUGAGCUGCGCGCACUACCGGCGCACGGUGUACGAGGACCCGGAGUUCAUCACCUACUUCCAGGAGGCGACGCCGCAGGCGGAGCUGGGGUUCCUCAACAUCGGCAGCCGGCCGGCGAAGCGCAAGCCCGCGGGGGGCAUCUCGAGCCUGCGCGCCAUCCCCUGGGUGUUCGCGUGGACGCAGACGCGGCUGGUGCUCCCGGCGUGGCUGGGCGUCGGGGCGGGGCUGCAGGACGCGCUGGACCGGGGCCACGGCGGGGAGCUCCGCGCCAUGUACGCGGAGUGGCCCUUCUUCCAGAGCACGCUGGACCUGAUCGAGAUGGUGACGGCGAAGGCGGACGCGCCCAUGGCGGCGCACUACGAGGAGAUGCUGGUGGCCCGGGAGCGGCGCGCGGUGGGCGGCGAGCUGCGGCGGGAGCUGGCGCGCACGGAGCGGUGCGUGCUGGCGGUGAGCGGGCACAGCAAGCUGACGGCGCACAACCGGAGCCUGCGGCGGCUGAUCGAGAGCCGCCUCGCGUACCUCAACCCCAUCAACAUGCUGCAGGUGGAGGUGCUCCGCAGGCUCCGCCGCGACGACGACAACCGCAGGCUCCGCGACGCGCUGCUCAUCACCAUCAACGGCAUCGCCGCCGGCAUGCGCAACACCGGCUGACGCCGCCUGCCUCGUCUUGUUGUUUAGCGGCGCCGAAGCUUUCCCGGAUUUUGUUAGA
Molecule: messenger RNA, 3184 nt
Organism: Panicum hallii
Lineage: Eukaryota; Viridiplantae; Streptophyta; Magnoliopsida; Poales; Poaceae
Product: phosphoenolpyruvate carboxylase 4
Exons: 20
Coding region: 1-3126 (1041 amino acids)
Biological process (GO): tricarboxylic acid cycle; carbon fixation
Cellular component (GO): cytosol
Molecular function (GO): phosphoenolpyruvate carboxylase activity
Source: RefSeq, a predicted model, not a curated record